AGGUCCUAACGCGGAAAUUCCCCGUACCACAGACUUUUAAGGUUGAUUUAAAAGCAGAAAAUUGAUGAAAUGAUAAGAGAACAUCAGCGAAGGGAAAGUGAAGAUUGCAGAUCUUUGAAAAGUCUUAUCUUUGCUAGAAUCGGAAUGGCUCCUGGGAAAUAUCAAGAAUCCUACUCUUCCCGGUUUUCUAAUUGUAAAUACCAAGUGUUCUUGAGUUUUAGAGGUGAAGACACCCGCAAGAACUUUACCGAUCACCUGUACAAGGCCCUGGUUGAUGCAGGGAUUCACACAUUUAGAGAUGAUGAUGAAAUUCAGAGAGGAGAGAAUAUAGAUUUCGAGCUCCAGAAGGCAAUACAACAAUCAAAAAUAUCGAUAAUCGUGUUCUUCAAAGACUAUGCUUCGUCGAGAUGGUGCCUCGAUGAACUUGUAAUGAUCAUGGAACGUAAGAGGAAUGAUGACUGCAUAGUUUUGCCAGUAUUCUAUGAUGUGGAUCCAUCCCAAGUCGGACGUCAAACAGGGAGCUUCGCUGCAGCAUUUGUGGAACAUGAAAAGAGCUUCAACGAGGAGAAGGAGCGGGUGAGUGGGUGGAGGAUUGCUUUGAAAGAAGUUGCAGAUUUAGCUGGAAUGGUUUUAGGAGAUGGGUACGAGGCACAGUUUGUCCAAUCUAUUGUGGAGAAGGUCUCAAAGAAAUUGGAUCAAAAAAUGUUUCAUGUACCCCUUCAUUUCAUUGGAAGAGAUCCUCUAGUAAAUUAUAUCAACUCAUGGUUGCAAGAUGGGUCCCAUGAUGCUGCCAUUGUUAUACUCUAUGGAAUUGGUGGAGUUGGGAAGACAACCAUAGCAAAGAGUGUUUUUAAUCAGAAUAUUCAUAAAUUUGAAGGAAAGAGCUUCCUAUCAAAUUUUAGAUCAAAGGAUAUAGUUUGCCUACAGAGGCAACUUCUUUCCGUCAUCCUAAAAAAGACUGUCGUUGAGAUAAAUGAUGAAGAUGAAGGAAUUCUGAAGAUUAAGGAUGCAUUAUGUUGCAGAAGAACUCUUAUUGUUCUAGAUGAUGUGGACAAAAGGGACCAAUUCAAUAAAAUCAUUGGCGUACAAAAUUGGCUUUGUAAAGGAAGUAAAAUCAUUGUAACAAGCAGAAAUAAGGCUCUUGGAUUUAUUGGCUCUUCUUUGUCCGGAAAAGGAAGAGAGAUAUGGGAAAGCGCAUUACAACAAAUGGAAGUGAUUCCUAAUUUUGAAGUUCAAAAGGUUCUUCGAAUAACUUACGACUUUCUUGAUAAUUAUCUGAUGAACUUAUUCCUUGAUAUUGCAUAUUUCUUCUAUGGAAUGGAUGUGGAUGAUGCAGUUAGGAUACUGGAUGGGCUCGAUAAAGGUGCAAGAUUUGGGAUUGACAAUCUCAUCGAUAGAUGUCUUGUUGAAAUCAACAUUGAUCAAAGGUUGUGGAUGCAUCAACUAGUAAGAGAUAUGGGAAGGGAAAUUGCUCGUCAAGAAUCACCCAAAUGUCAAAGAAUAUGGCGCCACGAGGAUGCUUUUGCAGUUUUGAAAGGAACUACUGAUGCUGAAAAAUUGCGUGGCCUUACCCUGGAUAUGCGUACAUUAAUGGAAGAUGAUUAUGCAAAAGUUGUUUGUACCAGUUCAAUUGUUCGCCGCAAGCUCGCCAGGCUUAACUUCUUUCAACAAAGGCUUUCUGACUUUUCUGAUGGGAGAAGUUUACAAACUAGCCAAAAAAGUUUGUUUUCCAUCCUCAGUACCGAUGCUUUUAGAAAGAUGCCAGAUGUAAAAUUUCUCCAACUAAAUUACACGAAGUUCUAUGGAAGUUUUGAGCACUUCCCUAAGAAUUUGAUAUGGUUAUGUUGGUAUGGAUUCUCUUCGAGAUCCAUACCAAAUCAUGUAUGCUUGAAGAAGCUGGUGGUUCUUGAUCUAUCCAGAAGCUGUCUAGUUGAUGCUUGGAAAGGCAAACCGAACCCCAGACUUCUCGGGUCUCCCAGCCCUUGAAAAGCUAAUACUUGAAGACUGCAUUCGUUUGGUUCAAAUUCAAGAAUCUAUUGGUGAUUUAGAAAGACUGUUGAUCUUAAAUCUAAGAAAUUGUACAAGUCUUAUGGAGCUUCCAGAAGAAAUGAGUAGAUUGAAUUCACUUCAAGAGCUGGUUUUAGAUGGUUGCUCAAAUCUUGACAGCCUGAAUAUGGAGUUAGAGCAUCAUCAGGGGCGCAGCUUGCUUCAAAGCGAUGGAAUUGUUGCAAGUACAUCAUACAUUACAUCUCUUCCAUUGAAGCUAUUCUUUCCCUCUAGGUUUUCAGCGAGGAAAAUGUUGAGAUUUACCUUGUUUUCACUGCCACGCUCCUUAAGGAGACUAGAUUUAAGUGGCACAACAAUUCGUUCUCUUCCAGAAAGCAUCAAGGAUCUUGGUCUACUCAUUGACCUAUAUUUAAGAAAUUGCAAAAUGCUUCAGACACUCCCAGAGCUUCCAUCCCAUUUGUGGUUGUUAGAUGUGUCCUUUUGCUAUUCAUUGCUAAGAAUUCCAAGUGUAGACCGUUGGACUAAAGCAAAUGGUUAUGAUCAAUUAGUCGAGUUCCAAGAUUGGAUGAAGCAAGAAUCAAUCCAAAAGUUCGACUCACACAUGUUCAGAAUAAUGGAAAUGGUUAGUGCUCAAAUACAGCCAUCGAGAUUUCAGAUCAUAUUUAUAGAUGACAUAUUCAAAGUUGUCGUCCAUGUAUUUGAUGAAGAUGAGAAGUUAAGGGGUUUUUAUGAGGAGGAAGAAGAGGAUAAAUGGCUAAUUCAGAAAGAGUUUGUAGAUAACUUUUCUUUCAAAAUAUCCUCACCUGAGACGCACCGGAUAUGUGGCUUUAAUCUGUUCACAGGGUUUUGUACGAUGUCAGGGUAUAGUCGCUGUGAUCCUUUUUAUAUUGAAAUCAGAAACAAUACCAUUGGUCGAUCCUUGAUUUGUCAAGCCCAUAUCUUCCCUGUGAGAUCCAAGCGUGGUGUUCGUGAAAUCCAAUCGCUAAUGCACAUGAAAUUAGGGGUCGAUGAUCCUACAUUUGAUAAUGGUGAUGACGUGAGUAUUUCAGUGCUUCCACUUGAUCCAAAUAUUCAAAUAAGGACGAUUGGUGUACAAUGGUUGCAUGAAGAGGAAGGAAAUGAUGAUGAUAUCCAAUCAAAGGAUGAAUUUAUCACUGCCCACAACAGUAGCGAUGAUGAUGAUGAUGAUGAUGCACACGUAGCCAAAGUAGAAAUAGCUUCUCGUAUUCUUAGAAAUUAUGAUUGUUCUUUUCGUUCUGAAUUUUAUGAUGGCGAUUUUGCUUGGUGGUUUUUUUGCAAAGAAAGGUCUUGAACUUGUAUUGAUUUAGGAUUCAUUCAGUAGAGUUUUGUGUUUUUAGAUUUCAAGCAUAAAUAAAAUAAAAUAAAAAGCUUGAAAGCUUUUGAAAGAUUGUUUUUCGGAAUUAUCAUGAAAA
Messenger RNA from Populus trichocarpa (black cottonwood), 3440 nucleotides. Its product is annotated as disease resistance protein Roq1. The coding region runs from base 70 to 1986 and encodes 638 amino acids. Gene Ontology annotation, molecular function: ADP binding. The transcript is spliced from 7 exons. Lineage: Eukaryota; Viridiplantae; Streptophyta; Magnoliopsida; Malpighiales; Salicaceae. The record is from RefSeq and is a predicted model, not a curated record. Gene Ontology annotation, biological process: signal transduction; defense response.